Molecule: messenger RNA, 935 nt
Organism: Raphanus sativus (radish)
Lineage: Eukaryota; Viridiplantae; Streptophyta; Magnoliopsida; Brassicales; Brassicaceae
Product: protein RISC-INTERACTING CLEARING 3'-5' EXORIBONUCLEASE 1-like
Exons: 2
Coding region: 148-708 (186 amino acids)
Biological process (GO): nucleobase-containing compound metabolic process
Cellular component (GO): cytoplasm; nucleus
Molecular function (GO): 3'-5' exonuclease activity; nucleic acid binding
Source: RefSeq, a predicted model, not a curated record
ACCAGGACCAUUACUAACAUCCGCACGUGCGAGCUAGUAUUGACACGAGUAAUGUCAUAAAUACUUUUUCUUUUCUCUCUCUCUCCCGACAGAAACACAACAACAGUUUCUCUCCUUCUCCAAGCUAAUCAAUCUCUCAAGAACCACAUGGCCAACUUCGAUGGUCCAGGAUUCUCAAUGGUUGAUAAAUCUUGGAUCCAGACCAAAGCCAUUGACGUUGAACCCUCAACCGACAUCUCCCCUUACCUUUCCCGCAUCCUAGAAGACACCGUCUGGAACGGAAACAGAGCCAUCGUCUUCGACGUCUACUGGGACGUCGAGUCCGUUCACACAAAGUCCACGCGGCGUCUUUCCUCGGUGAAGCUAAGCACAAAGAACUUCUGUCUCUUCCUCCGUCUACCAAACCAGUUUAGCGACAGCCUCAAGGAUCUCUACCGCUUCUUUGCUUCCAAGUUCGUCACAUUCGUCGGCGUCCAGAUCCAAGAAGACCUUGUUCUGCUCAAAGAGAAUCACGGGAUUGUGAUCAGAAGCUCUCUGGAGAUUGGGAAGUUAGCUGCUGUGGCUAGAGGAACUCCUAUCGUUGAGUUUCUUGGGACUAGAGAGUUGGCUCAUAAGAUACUUUCGUGUGACAUGACUAGACUUGAUUCGUUUCAGUCUAAGUGGGAUGAAGCUGGUGUUGAAUUAAGCUUAAGACUUAAAGAAGCUUGAGAAGCAAGCUACAAGACCUAAUCCUAUUAUGUUGAGGAAUUGGAAGUUUUAAUAUAUUUUGAUGAUUAUCUAAGAUGUAUUAUUACAUAGGAUUAGGACUUACGAUAUCUAUAUAUAGAGAAUGAUGGUGUGUGCUAUAAGAUAUCGGAUUUGUGAUAUUGAUAGCUUGUGACCUAAAAGUUGUAAGCUUUGAUUGAAGUGAAUAAGAGAAGGACAUCUUAUUGAAA